UGUUAUAUACCUGCCCUCCCAGCCUUCGCUUUAUAAUAUCCUGAAGCAAAGAGCAGCACCCCACUCCGGGAAGAUUACUCCAUUACUUAGAAACUGGAUCAUGGCUUGGAUUCUCCUGCUGAUAAACCUGGGAUUGAUCAUCACAGACUCUUCAGAAGAUAGUACAACCGUAACGACCUCAAUAGCAUCUGGUUCUCCAGCUACAACGAUCUCCACAUCCUCCUUCUCUCUACCUAAAACCACACCAGACCCCCCAUCUCCCACUGCAGAAACUGUAGAAACACCUUCAACUACAAGAACCCUGACAACAUCCAGUGUUCCGUCUAUAACCAAAUUUACACCCGUGUCUUCCACAGGGGAGACCGAUUUAACACAUUCCCCUGGAAACACCACUACAACACCCAGUGUUCCACCUACAACCAAGUUGACAUCCAUGUCUCCCACAGGGGAGACCAAUUUAACACCCUCCCCUGGAAACACCACCUCAAUAUCCAGUGUUCCACCUACAACCAAGUUGACGUCCAUGUCUCUCACAGAGGAGACCAAUUUAACACCCUCCCCUGGAAACACCACCUCAAUAUCCAGUGUUCCACCUACAACCAAGUUGACAUCCAUGUCUCUCACAGAGGAGACCAAUUUAACACCCUCCCCUGGAAACACCACCUCAAUAUCCAGUGUUCCACCUACAACCAAGUUGACAUCCAUGUCUCUCACAGAGGAGACCAAUUUAACACCCUCCCCUGGAAACACCACCUCAAUAUCCAGUGUUCCACCUACAACCAAGUUGACAUCCAUGUCUCUCACAGAGGAGACCGAUUUAACACUCUCCCCUGGAAACACCACUGCAACAUCCAGUGUUCCACCUACAACCAAGUUGACAUCCAUGUCUCCCACAGGGGAGACCGAUUUAACACUCUCCCCUGGAAACACCACCACAACACCCAGUGUUCCACCUACAACUAAGUUGACAUCCAUGUCUCCCACAGGGGAGACCAAUUUAACACCCUCCCCUGGAAACACCACCUCAAUAUCCAGUGUUCCACCUACAACCAAGUUGACGUCCAUGUCUCUCACAGAGGAGACCAAUUUAACACCCUCCCCUGGAAACACCACCUCAAUAUCCAGUGUUCCACCUACAACCAAGUUGACAUCCAUGUCUCUCACAGAGGAGACCAAUUUAACACCCUCCCCUGGAAACACCACCUCAAUAUCCAGUGUUCCACCUACAACUAAGUUGACAUCCAUGUCUCCCACAGGGGAGACCGAUUUAACACUCUCCCCUGGAAACACCACCGCAACAUCCAGUGUUCCACCUACAACCAAGUUGACGUCCAUGUCUCCCACAGAGGAGACCGAUUUAACACUCUCCCCUGGAAACACCACCACAACACCCAGUGUUCCACCUACAAUUAAGUUGACAUCCAUGUCUCCCACAGGGGAGACCAAUUUAACACCCUCCCCUGGAAACACCCCCACAACACCCAGUGUUCCGCCUACAACCAAGUUGACAUCCAUGCCUCCCACAGUGAGGACCAAUUCAACACCCUCCCCUGGAAACACCACCGCAACAUCCAGUGGUCCACCUACAACCAAGUUGACGUCCAUGUCUCCCACAGGGGAGACCGAUUUAACACUCUCCCCUGGAAACACUACCGCAACAUCCAGUGUUCCUCCUACAACCAAGUUGACAUCCGUGCCUCCCACAGUGAGGACCAAUUCAACACCCUCCCCUGGAAACACCGCCACAACACCCAGUGUUCCGCCUACCACCAAGCUGACAACCUCACCCACCACAGCGGGGCCCAAAUCAACACCCUCAUCUGAAAACAACCCAGCAGUAUCCAGUGUUCAGCCUACAACCAAACAAACAACCUUGCUCUCCACAACAGGGGCCGUACCACCCGCCUCCCACUUGACCACCCUUGUAACAAUCUCAACUCCACAACAACCAACUCCCAGUUUGUCACGUACAACGAAACCUCCUGCUGUUACAGUCAUUUUCUACAUCAGCUACCACAUCAACAAUAAAAUAUUCAAUUCCAGCUUGCAGGACCCAAAGAGCAGUUAUUUCAUGGAACUGAAUCACACAAUCAGAAUCAUGUAUAACAACCUGUACAACUGUAGCACUUGCCAGUUCGGUUAUAUAGGCUACACCAUUAUCUCCUUCAGCGAAGGCUCCGUGGCUGUGGAAUCACAAUUAAAUUUCCAAGGAACCAAUAUUAAAUCAGAAAGUGAAGUGGAGAAAAUUUUGAGAAACGCCAACAUCAGCUCCACGGGGGGGCUACAGUUGAGCCAAGUGAAAGUGAGUUCCACCAAACCGACCGUUGCCACGGAGACGGUCCCAGGCUGGGGCAUCGCUCUUCUCGUCCUGGUGUGCAUCCUGGUCUUCGCCCUGCUCCUCGCCCUAUUGUGGCUGUUGGUCUUCUACUGUCGCCGGAAGCACCGGGGAAGCAUGGAGCUGCUUAGUGGCCGGGAUUCGUACCACCCCAUGAACGAGUACCCCACGUACCAGACCCACGGACGCUACGCAGCUCCCAACCAGAAGCAAAACCCCUAUGGAGAGGUGAGCGCCUUGCACAGCCCGGAACAUCAGCUGGGACACCCCAAAAACGGGACGAAACCCUUCUCUUACAUCAACCCUAGCAUGGCCAACGACGAACUGUAGGGGGCGCAUUUCCUACAGCCGGACUUCUUUGGAGGGGGGUUAAAUAGGGGGAAAAAAGUUGAACUUUGGCAUGUAAAGUUCAGCUUUUUGGACAAGCAAGCCCCCCUGUGAAAAAGCGGGGCAAUUUUUUUAGGGGGGAGGUGUUUCCAGAGAGUUGCUCACUCCUCCCUUGACCGCAAGCAGAAUUACGGAUUGGAGGGGGUAAGGGAAGAGGAAUUCGUUGCUCUUCCUACACCGAGAGCCAUGCCAAGACACUGAGGACUAGAAGCUUGGAGCAGCAUAUUGACCUCGCUGGCUAUUUUCCUUCAAACAAAUCUCCAGGCCAGCGGGACUUCCUGCCACAAGACCUUGACAGGGAGUCAAAAACCAAUGAACUCUUGACACGUUGACUAUUUUGCUUUUUAUUAAUUUAUGGCCAAUUAUUAAUUUAUGGGAAGUUUCGUAGCUGGAGAAAGCAACAACCCAUCUCCGGAGAAGAGGAACUGAAGGCGGAAGAUUUUCAGAUGCAAAGAGGAAGGAGAGAUCCUGGCCUCCCCGAUCUCUUUCUUGCCUGGGGGGGGGGAAAAACGGGGUUCCUGAGAAGCCAUUUUUGGAGACAUGAGGGAACGGAAUAAAUUCAAAUUUUAAUUCUACCGCCUCUUUCUUUUGCACGUUUACCACCACCACCACCCCCCAAAAUUUCCUGGUCGCCUGCCAAACCCUUUGUAAGUUCUUAAUUUACAAAGAGGAAACAAAACACUCAUCUCGCCAGACUUGCAGGACCCUGGAAGGGAUCUUAGAGGUCAUCUAGACCACCCCACUAGCCCUGCUCAAGGUUGGCUUUUUUUGUUUUGUUUUCUUCGCUUGUUCUUCCACCCGAUAUAGUUCUAGGAACCAUUUAAGCAAUACAAAGUGAAAUAAGCAGACUGUUUGCCAACUGAUUAGAGCAUUUUUUAAAAAAA
Messenger RNA from Crotalus tigris (Tiger rattlesnake), 3606 nucleotides. RefSeq names its product mucin 1, cell surface associated (gene MUC1). The record is from RefSeq and is a predicted model, not a curated record. The transcript is spliced from 7 exons. NCBI's taxonomy places the organism in Eukaryota, Metazoa, Chordata, Lepidosauria, Squamata, Viperidae. Gene Ontology annotation, cellular component: apical plasma membrane. Bases 101 to 2665 code for a protein of 854 amino acids.